AUGAUCAACCUGAAUAUGGAUGAUUACCUACAGUUUGUGAGAAGAACUCAGAAAGUCAGAAGGCCUCGGUGUGAUGCAUCCUUGGUUUAUUUGACCCAAAAAUUCAUGGAUCUUGUCAGAACAGCUCCAGAUGGUGUCCUUGAUUUAAAUGAAGUAGCAGCAAUGCUUGGAGUACGAAAACGGAGAGUGUAUGACAUCACCAAUGUGUUGGAUGGAAUUCACUUAGUUCGGAAAAGAUCUAAGAAUCUUAUCCAGUGGAUAGGUUCUAGUCUUGACCAAGUCAUUGGAAAAGCACCGGAGCAGCUUAAAGAUGAACUUUCUGACUUGUCGGCCAUGGAAGAAGCUCUGGAUGAAUUAAUCAAGGAUUGCGCUCAUGAGUUGUUUGAUCUAACAGAUGACAAAGAAAAUGCAAAACUAGCUUAUGUGACUUAUCAAGAUAUCCGUAGCAUUCAGGCAUUUCAAGGACAGAUUGUGAUUGCAAUCAAAGCUCCAGAGGAAACCAAAUUGGAAAUACCAGUUCCUAAAGAAGAUUGCAUAGAAAUACACGUGAAGAGCACAAAAGGACCCGUCGAUGUGUAUCUAUGUGAGGUGGAACAAGAGAAGCCAGGUGCCAAAACUUUUGAAGAUAUGGAUACUGUUGCGUCUCAAACUGAGCCAUCAGUUCCUCCUGAAGAAGUGAGGUCUCCAGAGGAAGAAAGAAGCCAAACCACCUGA
Tauraco erythrolophus (red-crested turaco) is the source of this 714-nucleotide messenger RNA. The record is from RefSeq and is a predicted model, not a curated record. Lineage: Eukaryota; Metazoa; Chordata; Aves; Musophagiformes; Musophagidae.